AUGAUAUAUGAUGCAUGGAUUCUGCUUGGAUCGCUUGUCUUCGUCUUGCUGCUUUCGGCCAUCAUCAUGGCCUUGACAAAGGGAAAAGCCGUCAACAACAAACAUGAAAUACGAAUAGGAGUGAUAGGCGCCUUGAUGUUCGGAUGGAUUGCAUGGGCCUGUGUGUACAUGUCACAGAUAAAGCCAUUUGUCAACCCAUAG
Ordospora pajunii is the source of this 201-nucleotide messenger RNA. Its product is annotated as putative ATP synthase. Gene Ontology annotation, cellular component: proton-transporting V-type ATPase, V0 domain. The coding region runs from base 1 to 201 and encodes 66 amino acids. The transcript has a single exon. The record is from RefSeq and is a predicted model, not a curated record. NCBI's taxonomy places the organism in Eukaryota, Fungi, Microsporidia, Ordosporidae. Gene Ontology annotation, molecular function: proton-transporting ATPase activity, rotational mechanism. Gene Ontology annotation, biological process: proton transmembrane transport.